AUGACAGCGACGGAUGGGGCGCACGACGUGGAUCGCGACAUGGACACAUUCGAUCGUCGCCCUCGGUCCGACCCGAGACGCGACGGCGACAGGGGCGGGCGCCGCGGACGCCGGGGAGGCGUGCGUACGAGCCCGCCGCCGCCUGGCACGAUCCGCCUGAGCGAUCGCAAAGUAGCUAAUUCGCUGUGGGAUGUGCCGGCGCGGGGCUUUGAGGAAGUCGAUGCGCUCGCCGCGAAGUCGACCGGCCUGUUCGGCGCGCCUGUCAAUUCGGGCAUGGCCGGCAUGAUGAUGCUGGGCCUGAAGAAUGCCAUGCCGACGACCGUGCCGGCGAGCGCGACGCCCGAGAUUGAUCCAACGAUCGCGGCAGCUGUCACGAAUGGCCUGACGCAUCUGCAGCUGCGGCGUCUUCAUGUGGAACCGAUUCAGCCGGGCAUGACGGCGCGCGCGCUCCAGGCGUUUGUGAAUGCGAAAAUGAACGAGCGGCUCCUGUGCUCAGGGGGCAGCACAGAGCCGUGCUUCCACGUCGACUGGCACGCCGACAAGGGGUAUGCGCUUGUCGACUUCCGCAGCCCCGACGAGGCGACGAACGCCGUGCUGCUCGAUGGCGCGCGGUUCCUGGGCCAUGUGCUUACAUUCCAGCGCCCCAAGGACUAUGUCGGCCCGGAUGUGGUACCGCCCCCCGGCACGAUCGCCACGACGGUGCCGGACGGCCCAAACAAGCUGUUUAUCGGGCGCGUCCCGCUGUUCCUAGACCGGGCUCAGGUGCUCGAGCUGCUCCAGCCGUUCGGCGAGGUGAAGCACCUCGAUCUGAUCCGCGACGAGGAGACCGGACGCUCGCGCGGUAUGGCGUACUGCGAGUUUUCCGAGGACGCUGCGACAGACUUGGCAUGUGAGGGCCUCGAUGGCCUUGAGGUCGGCGAGCAGCGCCUCAUUGUGCGCCGCGCCCUGGCGCCGUCGCGGGAGCCGCCGGCGCCGCCCGUGCAGGAGACGUCCGAUACGCCUACGCGCGCGAUGCUCCUGCUCAACAUGGUUACUACCGAGGAACUGCUCGACGACCAGGAGUUCCACGAUAUUGUCGAGGAUGUGCGUAGCGAGUGCUCGCGCUACGGCCACGUCACGUCCGUGUAUAUCCCGCGACCGCUUCCAGCGGGUGCGCCGGGCAUAGAGCCGCCGGGCGUCGGUCGCGUCUAUGUGCAGUUUGCGCAGGACGCCGAGUGUGAAGCAGCGCUGCGUGCCAUUGCGGGCCGGCAGUUUGACGGGCGCACCGUGAUUUGUGCGUAUGUCAAAGAUGAGGCAUGGCCGGGCGCGGCCCCAUAG
Molecule: messenger RNA, 1317 nt
Organism: Malassezia sympodialis ATCC 42132
Lineage: Eukaryota; Fungi; Basidiomycota; Malasseziomycetes; Malasseziales; Malasseziaceae
Source: the annotation of a RefSeq genome assembly